Molecule: messenger RNA, 4105 nt
Organism: Synchiropus splendidus (mandarinfish)
Lineage: Eukaryota; Metazoa; Chordata; Actinopteri; Syngnathiformes; Callionymidae
Gene: lyl1
Product: LYL1 basic helix-loop-helix family member
Exons: 8
Coding region: 2383-3567 (394 amino acids)
Biological process (GO): regulation of transcription by RNA polymerase II
Molecular function (GO): RNA polymerase II cis-regulatory region sequence-specific DNA binding; protein dimerization activity; DNA-binding transcription factor activity, RNA polymerase II-specific
Source: RefSeq, a predicted model, not a curated record
UAGACGUCACGUUAGUGAACUAUUUUCAACCAUCAUCCUGCGAAAGCCUUCAAGCUACAAUGACAAGCGGAUUUGGUGUUAAUCCCUCUCUCCUCCACCUGGUCUGGACCACCCACAUCCUGAGUGGUGAGCUGCAGCGGCCCACCAGCAGAGAACACGUCUGAGGCUUUGUCGCUGGGUUUUGGAGGUGGGCUGAAGCUGCUUCUUGGAGGAUGGGGGUAGGCCACCUGAUCAGGACCCCGACAAAGAUGCAAUAUCGUGGCGGAAAUUGAGCGACAGCCGCGCUGAUGUCCAGAAGCUGCAUCUGCAGAACCACUGGUGCUCAACUGGAACCACAGCUGCUGAAUGCAAAAGAGAGAAAAGAAAGUCUACAGUAUAGUGGCGAUGCUGAUGUGGUUACCACGGUAAUAACAACAAUAAUAAGCAGACCGCUGAGAAGAAAACAAUGAAGAUGACGGCGAUGACACAUUUGUUGCUCAGCAAACUGCCGUCGUUCCCAGGACCUCAGAGGUCAGGUGACUGUAAAGCUCUUAUACAGUGUUUUAGACUGUCUGAAACGGAUAUGGGACUGAAAAAAAAACGGACCCGGAGGCCGCUCGAGAGCGACGACAAGAGUUCGGGAUGAAUUGUGCGAGUACAAAGAGCAGCAUAUAGCUAAGAGAGGGACAUUCAGGAAGGAAGCGAGGGAAAAGUUUGAGAGGAAAGUUACCAUAAUGAUGGUGGUCGUCGGCCGCACAGGUGUGGGAGAAAUGCCAUGAGAAAAAAUCUGAAGGGUGACUGUAUUGCUUGUUUUUGGAAGGAUGUUUCAAGGGAAGUAACCAGAAGCUCGCUCUAUGAUCAAGAAUCUCACAAGAAUUUCUUCCCUAGUAUUCAUUUAAAAAGUUAAUAACAACAAUAAUAACUAGAGAGGAAAAUAAUGUUCAUUUGGAUGGAACCCUCUAUGUAUUAGAUGUAUUUUUAUAGUUAUUACAUUAAUGUAUCAGGUGCGUUCUGAACAGCCAAGGGGAUUGAGACAAGUGAGAUGUAGUUAACAAUUUAUCACCACACAUUAUCUUCAAAUGCAAAGUGAUUCACAGACAAGGAGAGAAUAACAACAACAAUAAUCGCAUUUGUGUCUGACAAGUAACAUUUUACUACAGAACUAUACUUCAUUGUUACUAAAGAGGUCAUGUAUAAAAAGCUUAUUCAUAAUUUGCUUUCCAGAACACCUAUUGUUUUUCAGGUCAUGACACAUUCAGUGGGGAGACGUGGUGGACAAAGAGUGUUGGAGGAGGCAGACUCACUUGAUGGGAAAGGAGGAAGAUGGAGGGUGAUGACUGUGUCUGAAGGUUGGCGGUUUACCUCCUCUAAAAGACAAUCCUGAACCACGUGCAGCCUUAGACUACAGUAUGUUGAUGCGCCUCUAAGGUGUGUUUCGAGGUCACACUAUGAAGCUGACUAUGAAGCUCAUAAAUAUAUAUAUAUAUAUAUAUAUAUAUAUAUAUGGGACACGUUAUUUUGAUGUAAUAUUACCUCAUGGAAUUCUGUUGAGCAGUGAUUCUUGGUAAAUCACUUGGUAAAUCCCCAAAUGCUUCUACUGCAACAUUGUCUUUGUGUGGACGUGCAUCACAGUGGUGUGUGUUUGUCGCACAACAUUGUCUCUUCAUUUACUCACCGAUAUCUAUAAUUGUCUUCUCUAAUUCAGGGACUCCAGUUUGUUCAAACGUGUUAUGAAAUGUGUAUUGGUAUUGGUAGAGGGGGAGGCGGGGUGUGGUGGAGGUUCCUUAUCUGCAGGCCACAGGCAGCUUUUGAGUCUCUUAUCAGCCGCCACCAUAUUGUACGAGCACAUCCUCUUGUCCAGCAGGGAGCGGAAAACUCUCCUUGCAACAUGGCUCCCUCUCCCUCGCUCUCUCCCAGCUCACCAGCCAGUACCAGAGCUUCACCGCUGGACUCCAACAUGAGGCUUGAGUCUCUCUGGCCAUGAGAGAGAGAGGAGACGGCGACACAGAGCGAUGACUGAUGGACAGACUCAUCUUCUGUCUCAUUGCCUUCAUCAACUUCGCAGCCAAAGAAAACACAAUUUUAUGUUUGAGCCCCUGAGUCUGGCGCCGUUAUCAGAUAUGUACCACUUGAAUGCUGGAGGGGAGUACCUGGAGGGUAAGAGGCGACCGUGAGAGUGGGACUCCACCGACAACAUCUGAAGAAACGUGGACUUCAAGCAAGGGGAACAGUGAGACGCAACAAUGUAGGACACAUCUUUCUGCUCCUGGAAUACCUCACCACCUGGAUGAACUGAUGAGUAAAUGAUGGUGACUGGGGAGAGAAUGUGAUAGCAGUGACACGUCGAGACAAAACUGAGAGGAAAAUAACUGGAAUUGAACGCCUUGAGAAGACUCCGCCAUAAUGAUGGAGAAGAGUCGGCCCUCCGACCCACCUCCUUCCCCGUCUUCCUUCUCCUCUUCACCCCCGUCGUGCGCCGCCCUGGAGAAGCUCAGCCCAGCUGUGAGCCCACCGGUGGACCCCGUCAAGCCCUCACGUCUCUCUGCCAAACGCGCCAAAAAGAGACACCGGCAGUUUCCUUGUGCCAAGUCGAAGCAGACUGACCAUGAAGCAGACCAGGGAUCUGCUCUGGAGCCUUUCACUCAGGCGGAGCAGGAGUCCAAACAGGUCUCGGUCUGCACCCCACCGCCGCUUCUCCCAGCCCCAGCCAAGUCCUCCCCAAGCCCGCUCCAGCCUUCCCCAGUUCCCAUCUCUUCCCCAUCCUCUUCCUCUUCUCUCCCCCCUCACAUCCCGGUCAUCAGCCUGGCACACAGUAAACCGCCCCUUCCUCUCAACACUCACUUGACCACUCUGCACCCCAUCCCCAUGAUCCACAGCCCUCAUGUGGACCUCUACCGCAGUGGGCUCACCCUCUUGCCGGUAGGCAGCUCUACCGGUUCUCGAGGAAGCCAACCUUCAACCUCCAGUGGACCAAUGUUGCCUCAGCAGUACCUGCCAGGACACACCUUCUUCACCAGCUCCUUCUUGGGCCCCUCAGAGGGAAACUAUCGGGUCGUUGCAAACAGUCGACUCAAGAGAAGACCCUCGUCCCACUUUGAGAUGGAGAUCAACGACUGUCCUCCUCAAAAACUUGCCCGGCGAGUCUUCACUAACAGCCGGGAACGCUGGCGACAGCAGAACGUGAACGGAGCCUUCUCCGAGCUGAGGAAGCUCAUCCCGACUCAUCCUCCCGACAAGAAGCUCAGCAAGAACGAAAUCCUCAGGCUGGCCGUGAAAUACAUCAACUUCCUGGUCAACCUGCUCAACGACCAGGACAAGGGCGGCGACUCGGCCGGCGAGGAAGCUGAGAGCAACGCGUCCGACAAAGUUUUCGAGAGUGAGUCUCCUCCUCAGCCUGACACCCCUCGCACGGUACGAGCCGGUCUGACCACAGGCCGCCGAGGACGAGACUCCAGCGACUCUGCCAUCACACUGGUCACCUCUCCCGCAACGUCCAGUUGCUAUGGCGACACGGACAGCGAGGAGAGCUUCGGGGGGAAGACGUCAGUGGUGACCAGGGGAAUUCUAGGGAAGGUGAAGGUCAGAUAAGGACGUGAAGCUAUGCCACACUGACAGCCGAGCGGUGUGGUAGGAGACGCUUUGCUUUUGGACAAACUAAGUCUUAUUGAGCUUUUUUCAUUGUUUUCUUUCUUACAUCAAAGUUGCUUUUCUAAUGUUUAUUUAUUUAUUCUGAGUUGUUUUUCUGUCAUCCAGAGCGUUUUUGUUUUGCAACUCUGUUUUGAUUCUGUCGAGUGUGUUUUACGAGUGAAACUUUAAACCUGCACCUACAGUUCUCACCAUCAUCCUUAUCUUAACAUCACUGCUCUCUCUCAUCGUACACAGCAUCUAUUGCUGAUCCCAUGAUGAGCAAGUUGGGAAUUAACUGGUGCCAUUUGCCUCUACAGUUUUCUCCAAAUGAUUUAGCUGACAGAGACAGCAGCCGUUUCAAAUAUGAGCUGGACGUGGGAAACGCUUCCUGAUCUAAAUCGUAACAAGACAAAGUGGCUUGGAAUCAGAAGUGUGCAGUUGACAGUGUGGGAGACCAACCCAGUUGUUGUGACACCCUCGUACUGGACUGAAAAUAAAG